Lachnellula hyalina is the source of this 609-nucleotide messenger RNA. RefSeq names its product Flavin prenyltransferase PAD1, mitochondrial. The coding region runs from base 1 to 609 and encodes 202 amino acids. The transcript has a single exon. The record is from RefSeq and is a predicted model, not a curated record. Lineage: Eukaryota; Fungi; Ascomycota; Leotiomycetes; Helotiales; Lachnaceae. Gene Ontology annotation, molecular function: carboxy-lyase activity.
AUGCCAGAAUUAUCCUCCACAAAUGGCAUCCACCCCCGGCGAAAACGUAUCGUGAUUGGUAUGACAGGUGCGACAGGCGCCUGUCUCGGUAUUAGGCUCCUCACCGUCCUCCGCCGACUGAAUGUCGAAACGCAUCUCAUUCUCAGUCACUGGGCCGAAGAAACAAUCCGGUACGAAACAGAUUACACGCCCGCCAAUGUGCGUGCACUCGCUGAUCACGUGUAUUCGAAUCACGACCAAUCAGCUCCUAUUUCCUCCGGGUCGUUUCGUGCGGACGGUAUGAUCAUCCUGCCUUGCAGUAUGAAGACUCUGGCUGCAGUACAUGCCGGAUAUUGCGAUGACCUGAUCUCGAGGGCCGCGGAUGUGAUGUUGAAGGAGCGGAGAAGGCUUGUCUUGGCGGUCAGAGAGACUCCACUGAGCGAAAUACAUCUGAGGAAUAUGCUGGAAGUUACAAGAGCAGGCGCCAUCAUUUGUCCAUCGAUGCCAGCGUUCUAUACGAAACCGGGUUCGAUUGAUGAUUUGGUGGAUCAGAUGGUGGGACGGUUGCUUGACCUGUUCGAUUUGGAUACCGGGGAUUUCCAACGAUGGAACGGGUUUGAAAAGCAUUGA